AUGUUCUUUGUGUUCUUUGUGUUCUUUGUGUUCUUUGUGUUCUUUGUGUUCUUUGUGUUCUUUGAGCCUUCGCGGCAGGGAUCAGCGUAUCGCAGGUCUGGCGAUAACAUCGAGAAACGACUGGGCGCCCUGGAAGCCACCAUCCAGCACAGCCAUCAUUCAGUUGUGGAGUCUCUGCGUGGCAUCCAGGCCGAACUGAGAUCAGUCCGCAAAGAGCUUAGGCAUAUACGUGUGGAUCUCGACGCGUUGGACGGCCAGGAGUCGGAGCGGGUCUCUUUCGCAGGUGUACACAACCGCACCACUGAGAGUAUGGCUACCCGACCUGGACUGAGCACUGGCAAUAAUCACGAAGGGACUAAAUUCGAUGUUAACUGGCAAUGGUCGAACGGCGCCGCGACCGACUCUUCGACUGUCCACAAGUCCCCUCCGUUUGAGACAGCAAAACCUAAUGCGCCCGAGUUCGGCAGCCUGUUCAAGCCACGGGCGACCAAGCCCAUACCAGGCAAACCCCUUGGUGUUACCCGUCCCGUCCCUACCACCACCACAGAGUCGUCGGUACCUGCUGGAGAGUCAAAUGAUCAGUCACUCCAGAAAUCUGCAAAUCAAGUACCGGCGAAGAUCGUCAGUCAGAAAGCGAAGUCUGACGCCAAACGAGCAAACGCCGGCAGCACACUACCAUCCGUUGAAUUGCCGCCCCACGUGCAUGGCACAAACGUUGGCCAGGAGAAUAAGACUGACAGGGCCGAGCCCCACGCUUCAUUGGGCGUGACUUCGGAGACUUCUGAGCCUAAGAGCCAUUCGGAGGCGAAGAGUGUGGUGAAGGACAUCUGGACAUCGACGCGACAGGGUCAGUUAAUAGAUAUACGUAGUGACGACGAGGAGCUGUAG
This is a messenger RNA of Peniophora sp. CBMAI 1063, 888 nucleotides long. The record is from the annotation of a GenBank genome assembly. NCBI's taxonomy places the organism in Eukaryota, Fungi, Basidiomycota, Agaricomycetes, Russulales, Peniophoraceae.